Molecule: messenger RNA, 1436 nt
Organism: Cynara cardunculus var. scolymus (artichoke)
Lineage: Eukaryota; Viridiplantae; Streptophyta; Magnoliopsida; Asterales; Asteraceae
Product: NADPH-dependent aldehyde reductase 1, chloroplastic-like
Exons: 5
Coding region: 2-1120 (372 amino acids)
Molecular function (GO): oxidoreductase activity
Source: RefSeq, a predicted model, not a curated record
CAUGUCGUACUCGGUGUUGAAGCAGGUGGUGACAAUGGCGUCCAUCUCCGGUGGGAUUCCAAAUCCAAUCGUAAGGACGUCAUGGUUAUGGUCACGGAAGUUGUUGCCUUCACGUUCUUCAAUACGUGUUAGCAUCAACAGUUUCGUAGAUCCGGUAACAUUAACAUGUACCGGUUCUCUUGUUAAAACGCCUCGUUUCUCCGGCUUCUCUGCUAUUCGUACGUUUAAGGCGAAGGCAAAGGGGAGGGAAGAAGGCGAACCGUUCCCACGGCAAUCGCAGGAGAAGCAACCCGGGAAAGAACAUGUCAUGGAUCCCAUCCCGCAAUUCAUCAACCAUCAUUACAACCCCUCCGCCAAACUCCAUGGAAAGGUGGCUUUGGUGACAGGAGGAGACUCAGGCAUUGGAAGGGCCGUUUGCUACUGUUUUGCGAAGGAGGGUGCAACUGUAGCCUUCACUUAUGUGAAGGGUUAUGAGGAAAAAGAUGCAGAGGAUACAUUGGAGAUCAUAAAUAAGUCAAAAAUGAGCGAUUCAAGCAAUCCAAUUGCAAUACCUGUUGAUCUCGGGUACGAAAAGAAUUGUAAGAAUGUUGUUGAUGAGGUCAUUGGAACAUACGGGCGCAUCGAUGUCCUGGUGAACAAUGCAGCUGAGCAGCACGCGACGAACUCAUUAGAGGAUAUCACGGAUGAGAGGCUUGAAAGGGUGUUUAGAACCAACAUUUUCUCUCAUUUCUUCUUGACAAGGCAUGCUGUGAAACACAUGAAAGAAGGAAGCAGCAUCAUAAACUCGACAUCGGUGUUGGCAUACACAGGUAGCCCAAAGUGGCUCGACUAUAGUUCAACGAAGGGAGCCAUCGUGUCCUUCACAAGGGGUCUGGCACUAAUGCUCGUUGACAAGGGGAUUCGAGUCAAUGGUGUGGCCCCUGGCCCUGUGUGGACUCCGCUGCAACCUGCAUCCAGGGACGAGCAGGAUACACCAACAUUUGGGUCACAGGUGCCUAUGGGUAGAGCAGGUCAACCUUUUGAGAUUGCCCCAUCUUAUGUGUUCCUAGCAUCAGAGGACUCUUCCUAUGUUACGGGCCAAGUUCUCCAUCCUAAUGGUGGGACGAUCGUCAAUGCUUAGUCCUUGCACAUUUCAAAAAUAAGUAUGGUGAAGCAUGCAUAAAGUUUUGUAUAAAUAAAUUGCAGUCGUAGGUAAGUAACUUAUUUAGCGAUAGUUGUCGUCGGGGUUGUUGAAAUAAGCUAUCCUUACAUCACAUAUAAAUGGGCGGAUGCAUCAAGGCUAUAUAGUUGCCACUAGAGGUGGUCAUAAACCAGUCCCAGUGCCGGUUGAAAAACCAUAGCCCAGUCUAGGUUACCCGCGACCGGUCCUUGGCCGGGCCUAAAAUCGGUCCUUGUUUUUUUUUUUUAAAUUUGAUUUUUAAAAUAUUAAAAAUAUC